Messenger RNA from Alligator mississippiensis (American alligator), 1161 nucleotides. It is a transcript of the gene PITPNC1, whose product is annotated as phosphatidylinositol transfer protein cytoplasmic 1. Gene Ontology annotation, molecular function: phosphatidylinositol transfer activity; phosphatidylinositol binding. Gene Ontology annotation, biological process: phospholipid transport. Gene Ontology annotation, cellular component: cytoplasm. Bases 221 to 1078 code for a protein of 285 amino acids. NCBI's taxonomy places the organism in Eukaryota, Metazoa, Chordata, Crocodylia, Alligatoridae. The transcript is spliced from 12 exons. The record is from RefSeq and is a predicted model, not a curated record.
GCCAGGCCCGACCUGAGGGGGGCGGCUGUCCGCGGGCGGCCCCGCCGUGUUGGACCAGCCGGGGGCGCAAAUGUGUGUCGUCACGUCAACCGGCGUGCGCGCCGCACUAGGGGAAGUGCGCAACGUGUGCGAUGUACACGUGCCAGUGUGCGAUAGUCAUAUAACAGUAAUAUGUAUCAAGACUGGAAGUUGAAUGAAGAGUAUCUGUAGUUGAUCGGAGAUGGCAUGCUGUAUUUCAGGAUGUAGACUUACACUUAGAGGCAGCGGGAAUAUGCUCUUGAAGGAGUACCGGAUCUGCAUGCCUUUGACAGUUGAAGAGUACAGAAUUGGACAGCUGUACAUGAUCAGUAAGCACAGUCACGAACAGAGUGACCGAGGGGAGGGCGUGGAAGUCGUGCAGAAUGAACCCUACGAAGAUCCAAAUUAUGGAAACGGUCAACUAACAGAAAAACGGGUCUAUCUCAAUAGCAAGCUACCUAGCUGGGCUAGAGCAGUCGUUCCCAGGAUAUUUUAUGUUACAGAGAAGGCUUGGAAUUAUUACCCUUACACAAUCACAGAAUACACAUGCUCAUUUUUGCCUAAAUUCUCCAUUCAUAUAGAAACAAAAUACGAAGACAACAAAGGAAGUAAUGACAGUAUUUUUGACAAGGAAGCUAAAGACCUCGAGCGAGAAGUCUGCUUUAUUGAUAUUGCCUGCGAUGAAAUACCUGAGCGCUAUUAUAAAGAGUCAGAGGAUCCUAAACAUUUCAAGUCACAGAAGACUGGCAGAGGCCUGCUAAAAGAAGGCUGGAGAGACACUCAACAACCAAUCAUGUGCUCCUACAAACUGGUGACUGUGAAAUUUGAAGUCUGGGGACUUCAAACCAGAGUAGAACAAUUCGUACACAAGGUGGUCAGAGACAUAUUACUGAUUGGUCACAGACAGGCUUUUGCGUGGGUUGAUGAGUGGUAUGAUAUGACUAUGGAUGAUGUUCGAGAAUACGAGAAAAAUAUGCAUGAGAAAACCAACAUUAAAGUUUGCAGUCAACAUUCAUCUACUGUGGAUGAAAUAGAGAGCCAUGCCAAAGAAAGAACAUGACAAUGGAUGAAGUCCGAGAGUUUGAACGAGCAACUCAGGAAGCCACCAACAAGAAAAUUGGGAUUUUCCCACCUACAAUAUCU